Durotheca rogersii is the source of this 2252-nucleotide messenger RNA. Its product is annotated as 5'-3' exoribonuclease 2. Gene Ontology annotation, biological process: nuclear-transcribed mRNA catabolic process. Lineage: Eukaryota; Fungi; Ascomycota; Sordariomycetes; Xylariales; Xylariaceae. The record is from RefSeq and is a predicted model, not a curated record. The transcript has a single exon. Gene Ontology annotation, molecular function: 5'-3' RNA exonuclease activity; RNA binding; zinc ion binding. Gene Ontology annotation, cellular component: nucleus. The coding region runs from base 66 to 2111 and encodes 681 amino acids.
GAGCUAUUUUUAUCUGUUUUUCUCGCUAACAUUGAUUCCCAGACGGUGUCGCGCCCCGCGCUAAGAUGAACCAGCAGCGAUCCCGGCGGUUCCGUUCCGCCCAGGAGGCCAAGGAGAAGCAGGCGGACAAGGAGGAGCUGUUGAAUAUGAUCAAGAAGCAAAAUGGCGGCGAACUGCCUCCCGAGACUCUCGAGGAAGUAAACAAGAAGGCUUUCGACUCAAACACUAUCACACCCGGUACACCUUUCAUGGAUAUUCUGGCGGCAAGCUUGAGGUAUUGGUGUGCUUAUAAGCUCAACACUGACCCUGGCUGGGCCAAUAUGAAGAUCAUCAUCUCCGAUGCUACGGUGCCCGGCGAGGGCGAGCAUAAGAUCAUGAAUUUCAUCCGAUCCCAGAGAACCUCUCCUGACCAUGAUCCCAAUUCGAGACACGUUAUCUACGGGUUAGACGCCGACUUGAUCAUGCUCGGGCUUGCUACCCACGAGCCCCACUUCCGUGUCCUGCGAGAAGAUGUCUUCUUCCAGGAGGGCAAGGCUAGGAUGUGCAAAAUUUGCGGCCAGAAGGGGCACGAUGCGCAGAAUUGCCGAGGUACCGCCAAAGAGAAGCAGGGCGAAUUUGAUGAGAAGGACAAGGCUGUCUCUCUGAAGCCCUUCAUCUGGCUCCAUGUUUCAGUCUUGAGAGAAUAUCUUGCUGUCGAGCUCGACGUGCCUGGCCUGCCGUUUCGCUUUGAUAUCGAACGCGCCAUCGAUGACUGGGUAUUCAUGUGCUCCUUUGUUGGCAACGAUUUCCUGCCCCAUCUUCCGGCUUUGGAAAUUCGCGAAAACGGCAUUGAUACGCUGACUGCUAUCUGGAGAGACAACCUGCCCGCCAUGGGCGGUUUUCUUACGAAAGACGGUCACGUUAAUCUCGAGAGGGCCCAGUACAUUCUCAACGGCCUAGCGAAACAGGAGGACGCCAUUUUCCGGCGACGAAGAGAAGUCGAGGAGCGAAGGGAAGCUAGUGCCAAGAGACGGAAGCUGCAGGACCAAAGAAGUGGACGUGGCGGCGGUCAAUAUGGACGGGGCGCGGAUAACAGUCCCGGUGGUGCUCUUCCGUCUGGCCUCUCAAAGACCCUCACCCACGACAUGAUCGUGAACCGGGGGGCCGGCCAAGAUGCUAACGUAGCGAACAAGAGCGCUGCUGCAGUGCUCAAAAGCCGGAUCCAGGCGCUUCAGUCCGAGGCCGCCGAGGGUAGCUCUGAAACCAAAAAUUCCGAUCCGUCAACACCACCUUCCGCACUCGGUAAACGUAAGGCGUCCAUGGUAGAAGAGGAGAGCGCAAGCACCCCCGGAAGUAGUUCAGCUGCCAGCGACGAGCCGGAAGACCCGGUCCGGCUCUGGGAAGAGGGCUACGCCGACAGGUACUACGAACAAAAGUUUCACGUCGAUCGGAAAGAUAUCGCAUUCAGGCGCGAGGUUGCUCGGGCCUACGUCGAAGGCCUCGCUUGGGUGCUAAGGUACUACUUCCAAGGAUGCCCGUCGUGGGAAUGGUUCUACCCCUAUCAUUACGCACCCUUCGCUCAAGACUUCGUCGACAUCGCCAAAAUAGAGAUCAAUUUCGAGAAGGGUCGCAUCGCCAGGCCCUUCGAGCAGCUGAUGAGCGUUCAGCCGGCCGCCUCCCGCCACGUGCUGCCGGAGGUCUUCCACGACCUCAUGACCGACUCGAAUAGCCCGAUCAUCGACUUCUACCCCGAAGAAUUCGAAAUCGAUCUCAACGGGAAGAAAAUGGCCUGGCAGGGGGUGGCACUCCUUCCGUUCAUCGAGAUGCCCCGGCUACUCGCUGCUAUCGAGGAGAAGUACCCGCUGCUGAGCGAGGCAGAUGCGGCGCGCAAUGGCGUCGGCAGAGAGGUGCUACUGCUGUCCGAGGCUAACCAGGAUCUAUACGACGACAUAUCAACGCAUUUCUACUCCAAGAAGCAAGGCUCCCCAAAAUAUAAACUCGACCCCCGUCUCAGCCGGGGUCUAUCCGGAAAGAUUGAGAAGAUGCCCGACUAUUUACCCCACGGAAGUUUGGACUAUCCCCUGGAAAGGAAGGGUAUGCCCGACUUGGAGGAUGACCGCUCGUUGACGUAAGUUUUGAAGUUCCGUGUUUCAUUUGCGAAUGCCUCCUCGGGGUUUCUAACGUCACUGUAGGGUUUACUAUGAAAUACCGAUGGUCUCGAGCAAUCACAAGUCGAUGCUUUUGAGGGGUGCCCAGAUGCCGACACCGGCACU